AUGUGCGUGUGCACGAGCACGGGUGCAGACAUGGGUGCGUGCACACGUCCCGGGUCCCCCCGCCCUCUUCCCCAUCCCCCGGUGCCCCCCGGCCGUUCAGGAGGUGACGGUGCUUUGUCGGCAGGGCAGGGGCUGGGCCGGCGGGAGGACGGCAUCGCCGAGGCCAUUCGGGUGAAGGUGAAGUGCGACACGGCGGGGGUGGGACACGACGCGGCGGAGCCUUUCACCUUCCACUGGUGGGACCACGUCUUCAACAAGGCGGCUGCCAACAUCGCUGUGGAGGCCGGGCAGGAUGGCAUCUCUGUGAAGGCAGUUUCUGAGCAGGGAGGUGGGAUCAGCAAUAAGAAGCCACGCAAAGCUGGCAAGAGYGGGAGCCUGCUGUAUGGCCGCUUUGUGAAGUCAGCCACGCUCACAGCCUGUGGGGAGGAGUCUGUGACACAGCCUGCCAGCUCUGAGAGCAGCGACGAGGAGGAAAAGCUGGACCUCUCUUCAGCCAGGAGGCUGACUGACGAGGAGCUGGUGCAGGCAUGUGGGGGACGCACAGCACACAAGGGUGCCCGUCACGGCCUGACCAUGAGCGCCAAGCUGGCACGCCUGGAGGAGCAGGAGAGAGCCUUCCUGGCCUCRUACCGGUAYRGRGAGCARCAGCAGGAGCCCCUGGACAGCAGCCAGAGCAAAAAGAAGAAAAGGAAACAGUCCAGGCAUAGAGCUGACCCUGAGGUGCCAGAUGAAGAACAGGAGGAGGUGCUGGAAGAAGAAAAGGUGAAGAGGAAGAACCAGGGGCCAAGCAGAGAAGAAGAGCUAACAGGUGAGGAAGAGGUUGUAAGGAGGAAGAAAAAGAAGAAGAAGAAGAAAGUCACAGAGCCAUGUGAAGAAGAAGAGAUAUCAGGAGAGGAGAAGGUCAAGAAGAAGAGGAAGAAGAAGAAAAAGCUAGAGCCAAGCACAGAAGAGGAGGUGGUAGAAGAGGAGGGGAAAGCUGCAAACAGAAAGAAGAGGAAGCAGCAGGAAGAGGACAAAGAAGAGGUGGCUGAGACAGAUGUACCUAUAGAAGACACAGAUGGGCCAAAUUUGGGACACAGCCCUAUAAAGAAGAGAAAGAAGAAGAAGAAGAAGAGGGAGCCAGAAUGAGCAAGUGCCRUGGCUGCUGUGCUGUGCAGCUGCUGGUCCCACCUGCCUCUGAGGGUCSUGAUCCUGGGUGGGGGCCCAGGGUUGCUCUGAGCUCGUCCCAGAUGGAGCUCAGCACUGUGGCCCAGCUGCCUGGGGAUGCUGGGCUAGGACAGGUUGGUCUGGAACUAAAUCAAGCUUUACUUCACCCCCUGAACCUUCAGGGGUGACUGUGGUUGCCCUGGGGUGGAGACCCAUUUGCCAUGGACUUGUCACAGAGGGACACAAGSACAGACCCUGCAGAGUACUGAAAUACUUUUUCAAGGGCAUGAAUAAAUCUUUAUUGCUCAGAC
Molecule: messenger RNA, 1457 nt
Organism: Malurus melanocephalus (red-backed fairy wren)
Lineage: Eukaryota; Metazoa; Chordata; Aves; Passeriformes; Maluridae
Product: G patch domain-containing protein 4
Exons: 7
Coding region: 1-1128 (375 amino acids)
Biological process (GO): regulation of ribosome biogenesis
Cellular component (GO): nucleolus
Molecular function (GO): nucleic acid binding
Source: RefSeq, a predicted model, not a curated record